AUGAAGAUAAAAACAAUAAGCAAGUAUUAAUUCAAUGAAAAUGAAAUUUUAGGCUAAGGUAGUCUUGGUAAAGUAUACAAAGCAAAUUUAGUGGAAGAAGUAAAUGGCGAAAAAAAAGUAGUUAAAUAAAAUCAGUUAUUUGCAAUAAAAAUGCUAUAAUUGAAUGUGUUUAAAUAAUAUAAUAUUUCAGAUCCAUUAGAAAGAAUAAUGCAAGAAAUUGAAUUGCAAAAAGAUUUAGAUCACCCACAUAUUACAAAAUAUGUAGAUGCAGUUAAAACUGAGUAAAAUGUUUAUAUUGUAACUGAAUUCUGCAAUGGUGGUAAUCUAGAACAAUAUAUUUACAAUAACAGGCCUAAAGAAUAAAGAGUGCUUUUUCUUUUUUCAUAAAUAAUUAGCGGAUUUAAAUAUUUAAUGACUGAAAAAAAUAUAAUUCACAGAGACAUAAAACCUUCAAAUAUUCUAAUUCAUGAUGAUAUACCUAAAAUUUGUGAUUUUAGUAUCUCUAGAAAGUCAAAUAUUCUUAAUGACACAUAUAAAACUAUAACUGGAACUCCACUUUUUUCAUCACCUCAAAUUCUCAAAGGAAAAGAAUAUACUUCUAAAUCAGAAGUUUGGAGCUUGGGAGUAACACUGUAUUUUAUGUUAUUUUUUAAGCUAAAAGAUGAAUCAAUUUAAGAAUAUGAUAGUCAUAAUAUCUGCAAUACUUCUUAUCCUUGGUUUGCUAAUACUAAUAAAUUAUUGAAGAUAGCAAUCAAGGAAUAGUAAAAAGUAAGAUUUCCAGAAGAUGUUGAAGUUAGCGAAUAAGUCAAAUAGCUAAUUGCAAGAAUGCUAGUUUAUGAUGAAAAAAAUAGAAUAAGUACAGAUGAAUUAUUUAAUCAUGAAUUAUUCGUUAAAUAUGAUUAAAAUUUAAAGCAGGCUAAAAUUAACAACAUGCUUACUGAUUCUUUUCAUUAAUUUAACGAAUCCUAAUUACCUGAGUGCGAAUUAGUAAAUAAAGUUUAAGAAAAUAUAGAUUCUUAAGUUGGUAUCAUUGAGUUUAUGAUAUAAAUAUUAGAUUAUUAAAAGGCCUUAAAAGAUUAUUGUGAAGAGUUUUAUGGACAUAAAAAGCUAUUACCUUCUCUCUUAUAAUCAGUAUUAUGUGUAAAGAUAUAAAAAAGACUAGAGAAUUUUAAAAGCUAUCUAGCAGGGAAGGAGGAAGUAUCAAAGAGAGGAGUUUUUUUAUACAAAUAAAAAAAUUCUUUAGAAUUUAAUUCAAUAAAUAAAAAAGUAGAUUAUAUGAUUGACGUGUAUGAAAAAAACGUUUAAAAUAUUUAAAAAUGCUUAAAAACGCUUGAAAAAUCACAUUCUAAGUUUAGUGAAUCUUCUCCCAACUAAAGCUUAAAUGAUAUGAUACAAAAUACAAUGUAUCAGUCUUAAUUUAUUUAAGACAAUAUCAAACAGCUAUUUUUAGGGAUGAAAGAAAUUCAUUUUCAUCUACUUUAAUAAGCAACUCUAAACAAACAAUAGUUAUUUUAUUUAGAAUAUUUAGACGAUCUAAUUUCAUUUCAUACAAUUGACUAAACUGCAGACUCCUCUUCUUACAGAAUAAAAUCUUCUAAUAUAUAAAAAUUACUCUAAAACUCUUUAUCUAAAUAAAUUGCUUCACCUUAAUCUUUUUAUUCUAGAAUAGUUGUAGGAUUUAGUAAUUUAUUUUCAUAAAAUUGA
Molecule: messenger RNA, 1704 nt
Organism: Tetrahymena thermophila SB210
Lineage: Eukaryota; Ciliophora; Oligohymenophorea; Hymenostomatida; Tetrahymenidae
Product: Serine/Threonine kinase domain protein
Exons: 2
Biological process (GO): autophagosome organization; protein autophosphorylation; autophagy
Cellular component (GO): cytoplasm; autophagosome
Molecular function (GO): ATP binding; protein serine/threonine kinase activity
Source: RefSeq, a predicted model, not a curated record